GCGCCCGGUCGGGCUCGGUCGGGCGACCGCGGCCAUGACGCAGGGUCCGGGCGGGCGCACGCCCCCCGCGCCCCCCGCGCCCCCGGAGCCCGAGGCGCCCACCACCUUCUGCGCGCUGCUGCCGCGCAUGCCGCAGUGGAAGUUCGCUGCCCCCGCGGGCUUCCUGGGCCGGGGCCCCGCGGCAGCUCGGGCGGCCGGGGGCGCGGGGGCCGCCGACUCCCAGUCCGAGCCGGCCGGUCCGGCCAGCGUCCCUGCGCUGGCGGCCGCGGUCCUGGGCGCCUGCGAGCCGCGCUGCGCCGCGCCCUGUCCGCUGCCGGCGCUCAGCCGCUGCCGGGCCGCCGGGGGCAGGGGCCCGCGGGGCGCGCGGGGGGCGGCCGGGCCCGCGGACGCCAGCGCCGACGAGUGGAUCCGCAAAGGCAGCUUCAUCCACAAGCCGGCGCACGGCUGGCUGCACCCAGACGCCAGGGUCCUGGGGCCCGGGGUCUCCUACAUCGUGCGGUACAUGGGCUGCAUCGAAGUCCUCCGCUCCAUGCGCUCUCUGGAUUUUAACACUCGCACCCAGGUGACCAGGGAAGCCAUCAACCGGCUCCAUGAGGCAGUGCCUGGCAUCCGGGGCUCCUGGAAGAAGAAGGCCCAGCACUGCCCUCUGCCCUGUCCCCAGGCCCCGAACAAGGCGCUGGCCUCCAUCCUGGGCAAGACCAACCUGCGCUUCGCUGGCAUGAGCAUCGCUGUGAGCAUCUCCACCGACGGCCUCAACCUGUCCGUGCCUGCCACGCGCCAGGUCAUUGCCAACCACCACAUGCAGUCUAUCUCCUUUGCGUCGGGAGGUGACACGGACAUGACUGAUUAUGUGGCCUACGUAGCCAAGGAUCCCAUCAACCAGAGAGCCUGCCACAUCCUGGAGUGCUGUGAGGGCCUCGCCCAGAGCAUCAUCAGCACCGUGGGCCAAGCCUUCGAGCUGCGCUUCAAACAGUACCUGCACAGCCCCCCCAGGGUGGUCCUGCCCCCGGAAAGGCUGACCAGGCCCGAGGAGACGGCCUGGGGGGACGAGGAGGAAACGGAACACAAUUACUACAACAGCAUCCCAGGGAAGGAGCCGCCCCUGGGUGGGCUGGUGGACUCCAGGCUCGCCCUAACUCAACCCUGUGCCGUCGGCGCCCUCGGCCAGGGCGUAUCGCCUGCUCGAAGGGACACCCGCAGUCUGCCGUGGGACCUGGGCCCCUCAGGCCCACCAGGGGAUGGCUACGUGCAGGCUGAUGCACGGGGCCCCAGAGACUAUGAGGACCACCUGUACGUCAACACACAGGGUCUGGAUGCCCCAGAGCCCCUGCAGCCGGAGGACAGCCCCAAGAAGGACCUGUUCGACAUGCGACCCUUCGAGGACGCUCUGAAGCUGCACGAGUGCUCUGCGGGGGCGGGGGCGGCGGUAGCGCCCCUUCCCUUGGAGGACCAGUGGCCCAGCCCCCCCACCCGCCGGGCCCCCAUCGCCCCCACGGAGGAGCAGCUGCGGCAGGAGCCCUGGUACCAUGGCCAGAUGAGCCGAAGGGCCGCAGAGAAGCUGCUUCGAGCCGACGGGGACUUCCUGGUGCGCGACAGCGUCACCAAUCCCGGGCAGUACGUCCUCACAGGCAUGCACGCGGGGCAGCCCAAGCACCUGCUACUUGUGGACCCUGAGGGCGUGGUGCGGACGAAGGAUGUGCUCUUUGAGAGCAUCAGCCAUCUGAUCGACUACCACCUGCAGAAUGGGCAACCCAUCGUGGCGGCCGAAAGCGAGCUGCAUCUUCGCGGCGUGGUCAAACGCGAGCCCUGAGCCAGCAUGUUUAGAGAUGUGCAACCAUCCUCUACCUAAUUCCAGAACAUUCUACCACCCCAAAAGGUGAUGGUUCUCAGCUCCCAGCUCCUGUCCUGCUCCGCAGAUGCCCCUGUUGUGGCCUUACGGGCUCCUCAGCCUCUCCCUCCGGACCCUGGUCAGGCUGGAACCGCCACUGUCUCUCCUUCCCCCGCAUAGGCCUCUCUCCAGCCGUCCCUGGGCGGGGUCAACAAGGCCAAGAAAUGGGGGCCCGCGACCCGUUUAUCCUGCUGGCGCCCUGCCUGCCUCCACCCUCUGCCUGGAGUGAGGGUGUCCAUACCAAAGACAGAACCUUUUCUCACCUCUAAAGAAAAUACAUUAAAGACAAGCAGUCCUCCAUCUCCAAGCCCUGGCCAGGGCCCCCGAUGGGUUAAGGAGGCCCACCUCUUUUCCCAGAUGGACUUCAGCUUCUCUCCCUGGAAAGAGGGAUUCCUGUCCUUGACUGGUUCAGUUUUUCCACCUGAAAAAUCAGUGCACAGUUGUCUUUUAUGGGGAAGAAUUGAGAUGCUUUGGGUCCUCAGGCCGGGGCACCUGCUGAUGUUGAAGGGGCGGGUAGCCUUGGGGCCCAGCUGGGAUGGGGGGCAUCCAGGCAAGGCCAGCACAACCGGCUCGGGGGUGGGGGGCGGUGGGUGGUUGUGGGACUCUGCCCUCCCGGCUGCCAACCUGCAUGGACAUUUGGGAUCUGCUGGUAACACGACCAUGAGGAAACGAACCCACCUGCACAUUGAGAGGCCCUCUGGCUGGAAGGCUGAGGCCAGUGUCCCAGGGGCAGAGCCAAGGCCCACGGUGUGGCCUUUCGGGGCUGGAGGA
Prionailurus viverrinus (fishing cat) is the source of this 2659-nucleotide messenger RNA. RefSeq names its product SHC adaptor protein 2 (gene SHC2). Gene Ontology annotation, molecular function: receptor tyrosine kinase binding. Bases 35 to 1810 code for a protein of 591 amino acids. Gene Ontology annotation, cellular component: plasma membrane. The transcript has 14 exons. Lineage: Eukaryota; Metazoa; Chordata; Mammalia; Carnivora; Felidae. The record is from RefSeq and is a predicted model, not a curated record. Gene Ontology annotation, biological process: cell surface receptor protein tyrosine kinase signaling pathway; intracellular signal transduction.